Molecule: messenger RNA, 1710 nt
Organism: Phacochoerus africanus (Common warthog)
Lineage: Eukaryota; Metazoa; Chordata; Mammalia; Artiodactyla; Suidae
Gene: MRPL49
Product: mitochondrial ribosomal protein L49
Exons: 4
Coding region: 15-515 (166 amino acids)
Biological process (GO): translation
Cellular component (GO): ribosome; mitochondrial large ribosomal subunit
Molecular function (GO): structural constituent of ribosome
Source: RefSeq, a predicted model, not a curated record
CGGGGCUGUUCGAGAUGGCGGCGACUGUGCUCUGUGGUGUACUUCGUACCUGGAGAACUGGCGUCCCGCUGGGCUGCGGGCUACGGCGGCUGAGCCAGACCCAGGGGACCCCUGAGUACCCCAGCUUCGUGGAGUCUGUGGAUGAAUACCAUUUCGUGGAGCGCCUCUUACCCCCUGCCAGCAUCCCAAAGCCCCCAAAGCACGAACAUUAUCCCACUCCUAGUGGCUGGCAGCCCCCCAGAGACCCUGCGCCCAGCCUGCCCUACUUCGUGCGGCGCUCGAGGAUGCACAACAUCCCCGUCUACAGGGACGUCACACACGGCAACCGUCAGAUGACUGUGAUCCGCAAGGUGGAGGGAGACAUUUGGGCCCUGCAGAAGGAUGUGGAAGAUUUUCUGAGCCCGCUGCUGGGGAAGACACCUGUCACCCAGGUCAAUGAGGUGACAGGUACCCUUCGGGUCAAGGGCUACUUUGACCAGCAGCUCAAAGCCUGGCUUCUGGAGAAGGGCUUCUGAAGCCCGGCUGAGCAGCGUGCAUGACAGUGUCCCCCUCAGACUGGAGUCUUGGGGUCUCAGGAGGAGGGAGGUGACCAUGGGAGCAACUGGGACAGCAGGUAGAGACCAGGGUGGAGGGCUUCGAGUGGGACUUGCUUGUAUGAAGGAAGAAAUGGGACCGUGUGCUGGCGGAGGGCCCUCUAGAGACCCACCAGCAACAGUCAAGCUGGCGGGGGUGUUAAUUGCUCCCCCCCCCCCCCACACACACACUUUGGCCUGUUCCUGCUCUCCCUUCAUGGGAGCUCCUUGGACUCAGCCAUUCAACUUUCAGAGGUAACUGGCUACCCCUCUGGUGGAAGCAACAGCCCAACCCAGUUUGCAGGAGACGGCAGCACAGGCCAGACCCACCGGGCAUGUUCCUUCUUGGGCUCUCACACCGUCACUGCCGCACAAAUCCUGAGCCCGCUUGGUAGGGGCCACAGAACACAAGAUGACUCAGACGUGGGUCCUGAAGGUCUUCAGUUCCAAGUGCAGCACAUCAGCCCCUGGGCUCACUCCUUCCACCCCGCAGAGGUAGGAGGGCCGCCAGCACGACUCUUCCAGACUGGAGUUGGGCCUGACUGGGUUCCCAGCUCCAGCAAGCCAAGGGAUGAGCCCUAGCUGGCCUGCCCACAAGGGGGUGCUUAAGAGCUCCCGGCGGCCCAGCAAAGGGCCAUCCUUCCCAGGGUGCUGACCUGGUAUCAGGGCUGGACAGCUGGUUUGCGGGCAGGAAGAUGCUGUCCUUUGGCCUCUGCCAUCUCAUCCCACCCCAGCCUAGGAACCUCGUACUUGGGAGUCACAAGGACCAGAAGCCCGAAUUCCCACCCGAGCUCAGUAUCAAACUGGCUGUGGCAGGUUUCGAAGCCUGGCUUCCCCUACGUGCUCUGACCUAAGGACCAGGCACUUCACCUUUCUGGGGCUUUCUUCGUGUGUAAAACGGAUAUAUUUUCCUAAUAUGUUAAUAUUCGACAGUGUGCCCAAGGACAGUGUUGACUUUAAACCCUCAUUCCUGGAGGUUCCAGGUUACUGAUCUACCCCUGAGUAAAAGGAGCCCGCACAUGGAUCCCAUGGCAUCAGUUCCACCAGUCAUUAAUGCAAGUUUUUAUUUGGCUGUAUAUACAAUUUAAGCUAUUAAAAUUUGUACAAUAUUUACAAAUUAAAUAAUCAUCUGAAACUG